CUGACAAAGAGGCACAUGUGAGACACACAGAGUGUCUGCAUAUUGAUAGAUUUUUUUCCGAUCUGAUCUUGUCAGUAUGCUGGGGCUGCUGCUAAUUGCCUGCAUGCUGCUGCAGGCUGCAGACUCCAGAUGCCCAGAUGAACCAAUUUAUCUUGUGACAGUGGCCUCCCAAACAACAGGGGGCAGUACAGAGACAGUCUGUGCCCACAUUCUUCGUCAGAAGGGGCCGCUCUCUUUUACGCUUACCCUGGAAAUAGGUCCCAGUAAUACCACUCUCUUGGAGGAAUUCGUUAUGACAGAGUUCCAUCGCUGUGUACAGUUCCAGGUUCCUUCUGUUGUCACUAAUACCGUGGCAACAAUUGAUGCCUCUCUCAAGGGGGAAAAAACAUCUUUGAGCAAGAAGACCAAAAUCUGGAUCAAACCAAUCUCCUCCCUCACCAUCAUACAGACAGACAAGCCCAUCUACAAACCAGGACAGACUAUCAAGUUCCGUAUUGUCUCCCUGGAUUCUAGCUUCUUGCCUCAUGAGGAAGUGUUCCAGGCUAUUGAGUUGCAGGACCCUGGGUCAAAUCGUAUUGCCCAGUGGUUGAACCAAUCAAUCACCACUGGAAUUCUGGACCUGUCCCACCCCACAACGCCUGAGGCCAAGCAAGGCAACUACACCAUCUCAGCCAGGACAAAGAGGGAUGCUGUCACCACCCAGACCUUUGAGAUCAUAGAAUAUGUCCUGCCAAAGUUUGAGGUUAUCGUCCUCUUCCCUGAUGUCAUAUUUGCUCAAGACCAAAACGCAACAAUAAAGAUUUGUGGGAAGUACACCUAUGGGAAGCCUGUCCUGGGUUCUGUUAAGGCCACAGUGUGCAUCAAGUCUCACUCAAGGUGGGAUUGGCAUGUUGAACGUUGCAUGGAACAGAUGGAACAGUCUACUACGAGGACUGACAAGACCGGAUGUGCAACAAUCUUCAUCAAUGCAACGGCCCUCUUUUCCCCCUCCUCAAAUACUCAAGAAAGCCUUACUGUGCAUGGCAAGAUGGAGGAAGAUGGAACAGGUGUUGUUUUGACAGGCACUGGCAGUACAAAGAUAAUCAAAGGAGAAAAAAUUCAUAUUGAGUUUCAAGACACUCCGUCAUCUUUCAAGCCAGGAAUAAACUAUGAGGGAAAGAUCAUCGUGAAAGGUUCCUCUUCCUCUAUUGCCAACAAGCCCAUCUUCCUCCAUGGACCAAAGGGGGCUACAUGGACAUUGACCACUGACAGUGAGGGUGUGGCCCACUUCUCACUGGACACCAGUGGUUGGUUGGCAGAAAGUGCCCACCUAAUUGCGAGUUGUAAUGAAGAGUCAACAGAAAUACACAGCCUGUGCUCAGCAAACCAUGAGGCCUCAAUAUUUUAUUCGAAGAGCAAGAGCUUCCUGAGUAUCAAGCAUGCAAACAAAUCACUUCCUUGUGAUCAGGACAACCAAGUCCUGGUGCGUUACAUCAUCCAAGGGGAGGAGCUUAAGGAUAAGAAGACUCUUGACUUUUUCUACUUGGUUUUGUCCAAAGGGAGCAUUGUGCAGCACGGGCGUUCUGAAGUGAUGCUGAAUGAAGGAGAAGUUAAGAGAGGGGAGUUGUCUUUCUCCCUGAAGCAGACAGGAGAUCUGGCCCCUCAUGCCCAGGUGGUGGUGUACACAGUGCUGCCUGAUGGAGAGGUUGUGGCAGACAGCUUCGACUUUCCCAUCCAGUUGUGCUUCAAGAACAAGGUGUCUCUCCAGUUCUCCUCCACCCAGGAGCUCCCCGGAGGGAAGGUGUUUUUGGAGCUGCAGGCCCAGCCGGGGUCACUGUGCUCCCUGAGGGCCAUCGACCAGAGUGUCCUUCUCAUGAGACCAGACAAGGAGCUGAGUGCACAGGAGGUCUAUGGGAAGUUGCCUGUCAAGAAGUUGCUUGGCUAUCCACAUAUUCUCCAGGACAGGGAUCCCCCUCCCUGCCUUUCCCUUACACCAGGAGACCCAGAUAGCUUCUACCACCGACCAGAAAUCCAUAAAACGGAUCUCUAUGGCAUCUUUGAGGCAGUUGGUGUUAAAGCCCUGACUAACUCAGGCAUGAAAACACCUGUUCCCUGCUUUUACAUGGAGAGGUCACCUAUGGGACACCUAUGGGCUUAUGAAAUACGGCGAAUGCAAGUCCCACUCAUUUCUGAAGCUCUACUACACCUUUCACAAAUCGUCAAACCCAUGGAAACCAUUCGCACGUUCUUUCCUGAGACCUGGAUUUGGGACCUGGUAUCAGUGGGAGAUUCAGGCAGAGUAAAAGUGGAGCAAACCAUCCCGGACACUAUUACCAAAUGGGCAGCAAGUGGAUUCUGCAACUCUCCCGCAGGAUUCGGGCUGGCCACCAACACAAUCCUCACGGCCUUCCAGCCCUUCUUUGUGAGCCUGACGCUGCCAUACUCUGUCAUCCGUGAAGAGAUGUUCCCACUGAAGGCCACUGUCUUCAACUACCUCUCCAAGUGCAUCAUGGUGCAUGUCAGCCUGAGAGAGUCGGCACAGUUCACAAGCCAGCCGUGCGAUGGCUGCCAGUAUAAGCGAUGUCUCUGUGGUGAGGAGAGUGAGACCUUCACCUGGAUCGUCACCGCCACCACUUUGGGUCGGGUGAACAUUACAGUAAGUGCAGAGGCCCUGAACACUGAGGAGCUAUGUGGCAAUGAGGUGGUCACCGUGCCAGAGAGGGGACGAAUCGAUACUGUCGUCCGUACACUGCUUGUGGAGCCUGAGGGCACUGAACAGACCAUCAGUCACAAUGCACUGCUGUGUCCUCAAGAGGGAGCUGUGGAGAAGGCUGUUUCUCUGGAGCUGCCAGAAGUUUUUGUGGAGGGUUCUGCCAAAGCCUUUCUUUCCAUCCUAGGCGAUCUGAUGGGCCGUGCCAUGAAGAAUCUGGACAGCCUGUUGGCUAUGCCAUAUGGCUGUGGAGAACAGAACAUGCUGCUUUUUGCCCCCAACAUCUAUAUCCUCAGGUACCUGGAGACCACAGAACAGCUGACAUCGAAGAUCAAGAACAAGGCCAUUACCUUCCUGGAGAGUGGAUAUCAGCGGGAGCUGAACUACAAGCAUAAUGAUGGCUCCUACAGUGCCUUUGGAGAGAGCGACUCUUCAGGGAACACCUGGCUCACUGCAUUUGUGAUGAAGUCUUUUGGAGGCGCAACGCGAUACAUCUUCAUUGACCCAGAAUACAUUACCAGUGCCAAGCUAUGGCUCAGCCAGCAGCAACAAGAAGAUGGCUGCAUAAUGUCUGUGGGGAAGCUCUUUCACAAUGGAAUGAAGGGUGGAGUCAGCGAUGAGGUGAUGUUGACAGCCUAUGUUACCGCAGCACUCCUUGAGCUGGGCACUAACAGCACUGAUCCAAUGGUGCACAGGAGCCUGUCAUGUCUGAGACUGGCCUCAGAUCAGAUCAACAGCACUUAUGCCACUGCCCUGCUCUCCUACACCUUCACCCUGGCCGGGGACAUUGAAAUGAGGACUCGUCUCAUUGGCCGUUUGGGCAAAGUGGCCAUUAUCACAGAACAAGGCCGUCACUGGGAGCGUGCUGGGGCUUCUGGAAAAGGCUCUCUAGCAGUGGAGAUGACCUCCUACGUGCUCCUAGCACUCCUCUCUGGACCUCCCCUUGCUGACUUUGACUUGAGCUACUCCAGCUCUGUUGUUCGCUGGCUGGCAGACCAGCAGAACCCCUACGGCGGGUUCUCCUCCACACAGGAUACAGUGGUGGCCCUGCAGGCUCUGACGCUGUAUGCUGCUGCCACCUACAGUAAGGGAGGUGCCAGCACAGUGAUGGUGACCUCUACAGGUGGAUAUAAAAGGCAGUUCCGUGUGGAUGAGCACAAUAGACUGCUCUACCAGCAGGAGCAGCUGCAGGAGGUGCCUGGAGUCUACAGUAUUAAGGCCGAGGGCGAGGCUUGUGCAUUUGCUCAGAUCUCACUGCAGUACAAUAUCCCCCCUCCUCCAGACUUCUCCUCCUUCACCAUCAACGCCAGCGCAUCAGGGGUCUGCAACAGUACAAAGAAAACAUCUCUCAGAGUUGAUAUACUUGUCAGGUACAAUGGUGGGCGGGAGGAAACUAACAUGGUGAUCAUCAGCAUCCGUCUUCUGUCAGGAUUCCUCCUGGAUAAAAGCUCACUCACACAGCUGCAGCUGAAAGCUAGUCCCACUGUGAAGCGUGUUGAAGAGGAAGAAGGUCAUGUGAUCAUCUAUCUGGAUGAGCUGAAGAAGAUGGCACCCAUGAUAUACUCACUGACCAUAAACGAGGAUGUACCAGUGAGGAACCUGAAGCCUGCAGUGGUGAAGGUUUAUGACUACUAUGAUAAAAGUGAUGAAGCUGUGAAUGAGUACAACUCCCCCUGUGCCCAGGGUGAUGACUUAAACCAACUGUGAAAGGGGGACCAGCCACAUCUUUUCUGUCAGUACAUUGGACAAUCUUCAGAUACAUUCUAUAUUUAAUACUCAUUGUUUUAAUUAGGUGAUAUGUAAUAUUGAAUUUUGAAUUAAAGUUUGAGGAAUGAUG
Messenger RNA from Conger conger (European conger), 4526 nucleotides. RefSeq names its product alpha-2-macroglobulin-like. Lineage: Eukaryota; Metazoa; Chordata; Actinopteri; Anguilliformes; Congridae. Gene Ontology annotation, molecular function: endopeptidase inhibitor activity. Bases 77 to 4396 code for a protein of 1439 amino acids. The record is from RefSeq and is a predicted model, not a curated record. Gene Ontology annotation, cellular component: extracellular region. The transcript has 36 exons.